Molecule: messenger RNA, 609 nt
Organism: Hyaloperonospora brassicae
Lineage: Eukaryota; Oomycota; Peronosporomycetes; Peronosporales; Peronosporaceae
Source: the annotation of a GenBank genome assembly
AUGUCGUUGACAAAGCUGAACUUGGACGACCCCGAGGUCAGGCACCACGCGCGGGUCGGUCUGGCCACGACCAUCCCCGUGGUCCCCUUCAAAGGUGUCGCGUUCUUUGAUAUCGGAGGUCUACUCGCGAAUCCAGAGAAGCUGCAGCUGGCGCUCCAUCUGCUCGUGCACGCGGUGACGCCGUUGAUCGACAACGUGGACGCCAUCGGAUGCGUUGACGCGCGCGGGUUCCUCUUUGCACCGUAUUUGGGCGUGCACUUUCACAAGCGCGUCUUUAUGCUGCGCAAACCCGACAAGAUGCCGAGUGUGGGCGAUACGGUCGAGUACGUCAAGGAGUACAAAGGCGACCACAGCGGAGGCGGUGACCACCUGAGUAUCCAGACGUACGCCGUCCAGAAAGGCGACCGAGUGCUACUUGUGGACGACCUCCUCGCUACGGGCGGCACCUGCGAAGCUGCUAUCCGCCUCGUCCAGCAAGCAGGUGCCUCGGUCACAGCGUGCACGUUUGUGGUCGAGAUCAGCGGACUCAACGGACGAGGCCGUGCGCGCCAGACGAGCACGAACGAGCAGAUGGCGAUCCUCUCGUUGCUCACGGAGAAGGACUUCUAG